CCUCAUAGCUCAGUGCUUUGUUGUGAGCGCAACGCCGCAAUGCACGAAACAGCAGAAGGUGAAGAGUAGGUUAUUUCCACUCAGCCUGAUCCUGCAGGAUUCAUUCAUGCUCUGCAGAAUGCGGACAGGGAAAUAGUUGGAAGCGCAUCCGACCAGCAGGAGACGGUAGUUUAGCGCACUGGUUGGGCUUUUGUUCGCUGCAGAGGACAGAGACUCCGGUCCAGGACAGCACGAAGGUCCAUGAGACGCUUUGAGCUGCAGACCGCUUCAGUAUCACGUUCUGCAUUGACGUCCGGCUGCUAACAUCUGCUCAGGUUGCGUGAAGGUUGAGCCAUGGACGCCGGGAGGCUGGAGCAGCAGGUGGCCAGCGUGGACAGGGGGAUCUGCUUCCUGAAGCAGGAGCACCUGGCCAUGCUGACCGGCCUGCAGCUGGAGAUCACACACCUGAAGAGGCGCUGUCACGAGCUGAGCUGUGAGCUGGACUCCAAGUUUCCAGACAGAAACACAGCAGAGGAGGAAGCAGAGCUGGCGGCGCGUUGCGAGGCCGCAGAGCGCCUCCUGGAGCGGCAGCAGUGCAUGAUGGUCACGGUGCGCGGGGAGCUGCGGGCCGGCCGGGCCCGAGCUGUGGCGCUCGGGAGGAGCCUGCGGGAGGAGGAGCGGCGGUUCCUGGAGGAGCUGAAGCGCCGCAGCCACAAGAUCACGUUGCUGAAUCGGGAACUUCAGCGGCAAAACGUCAUGACGACGACGCUGCACCACGAGCUGCACGGCGCGCGGCUGAAACUUUUCCAGCAGCGACAGAGGGGGAAAAGAGAGCAGGAGGAGGAAGAAGAGGAAGAGGAAGAAGGAGCGUCAGACUGGCCUCUGUCUCCUCAUCCCGGUGCCUCCUCCGUCCAGCCGGAGGGGAGACCCAGGAAGAACAUGAGUGUGAGAGAGGAGAGGGUAAGAGCCUGCAUCCCACAGGAGAGAGUCACCUCACCACAGAGUCCUCACGCGAUGCCUGACCCCGCCCUCUUCCUGGUGCCGCUCAGGUACCGGCUCCUCCGCUGGAGCCGACCCAUCAGGCUGCAGGACGGAGAGGACGGGGAGGACGAGUGGGAGGACAUAGAGGACAGCAGGGUGCCCAGGAGGGUGGACAUGGGCGCCGGCGAGGGAGAGACGGCUCUGUGACCGAGAAGGAGGACUAUAAUCUGGAAAUUAAGUUUUAUAAUCUAGCUUCACUGGAAAUGGUUAAUCUAAACUAGACUUAGAUGUAUUUAUAUAUUUACCCAGUUAAGGGUGUGAAAUGUCCUUGAAAGGUUUAGAGUUCACCACAGCUGAUCGUGUUUAUAAUCUAAAAGCAGCGUUGUGUCUGGGUUCAGCAAACGCUUCCACCAGCUGGGGGCUGCAGGUACCGAUUUGUUUUUUGUCUAAAAUGUUGCUAAAUAUAGCAAGAAAGUCACUGAGUUGGGAACAAUAGUUGUUAACUUAAAAUGUGCAGAUGUGACCAGUUGGGCUGGUCAGCCGGUCAAACCUCGAUUAACUGAGAGCUGAAGAGGACACUGGCUGAUUUUUAGGGAUUUGCUGAGGUGGAUAAGAUCAGCACCACAUGUAUCGACCGAUCACCAAUCUCCCAAAAUCUGUGCCGAUAAAUCGACGGGCCGGUAAAUCGGUGCAGCCCCAGAACCAUCUUUAUGUUUAGAAUGGUCACUUGAAAAGGAAAUUUUGUAUUACGUGCACUUUAUUAAAUUCCUACAUAACUCGUGUUGUCAUCUCUGUUUUGACUGGGAAAAAACUUUUCUUAGAACGUUUGAAUAUGUAAGUGUAACUUACAUAUUCCUCUUUUUAACGCCUGGUGACGUUAAAAAGAGGAAGAAGAGUAAAAAUACAAAUAAUCCAUUUUUCACAAAGAACUUUCUGAGCUUGAUUUAAACUCCUUUGUCCAGGUGUGAAAAAGACGUGAAGUUAGAGUUUAAUGCAACAAGCAGUGGCAGCAGGUAUUUAUAAUUAUAAAAACACUCUCUUCCUCCUGCUUCAUAACUAUUGUAUAUAAAAUCCUGACAAAAUAAAUCAACAAUCCAAAGCAGAGGAAAAACUUUAGUCCAAAAAAACACUUCAUUUUCUCACACCUGGACUGAUUACAUAUUGUGCUUUUUAUAUAAUGUAAAAUACGAUUGAAAGCAACUUUAUAAAACUACUUUUAGUCAGUUCAAUCAUUAAAAUGCGUAAUAACAUAAUAAUAUAUACCAGCUGAAUUUAGGGAGGUUUGUAGGUUUUUAUGCUUAAAUUUAUGAAAAAUUAUCGACCCAAGGAUGUUGAGACUGAAAAAACAUUUGAAAUCUAGCCAGGAUAAACGAGCAGACGGUUCUGCUCCAAUAUUUCUACAGAAACUCUUGAAACAACUCAAGAGCAGGCAUCCUCAUCCAUGUUUUUGUCUUCUGUCUGGAUAAAAUCCUGCAUGUCAAGAAUGUCAAACUCAUUUUUAAUUUUGGGCCACACCAGCAUCAUGAACGUUCUUAAAGGGCCGGUUGUCCCAGAAUGCAUCAUAAAACCUACUAAAAAACUGCUGACACAUUAAUAAAUAGCUGUGUCUGCGUUCGAUAAGUAUUUAUUAACAUUUAAAUACUAGAAUAAUGUAGAAUAAAAUGUAGAAUAACCUUUUUUUUGCAAUAAAAAUCACUGAUUUGUGGAGUUAAUUUAGAAAUAUUUGCAAAAUAUCUAUAAAAAUACUUGCUGUAAGAAAUACUGCCACUUGCAGAUGAGAGUUAGCAUCACAUAAACCCAAUGUUUUUGAUCAUUUUGGUGGAAAAUUCACAGUAAACUCACAAUUAUGCAUUAUUGUGAAAAAGUGCAUGGGUUAGUUGAUUUUUCCUAUUCCAUACUGCAAUUUGGUAGUAUACUGAUAAAAACUGAUUUUAUUUGAUUGAUACAAUUACAUUUAAGGAUACAACUGUUAUGCUAAGUGCUUUAUUUUUUGCGUCCCUCACAAAUAGUUACAGUGGACCAGAUUUGGCCCCCAGGCCUUGAGUUUGACACAUGUGCUGUAUGUUGUCAGUUUUCCAGGUCUUUACUUAAAAAUCAAACUUUCUGUUGUGAAAUGUUUCCCUGUAGCAGCAAAAACGAGUUGCUACAGAAAAAUAAAUCUUAUUUUAAUGUUA
Poeciliopsis prolifica (blackstripe livebearer) is the source of this 3134-nucleotide messenger RNA. It is a transcript of the gene ccdc92bb, whose product is annotated as coiled-coil domain containing 92Bb. Bases 334 to 1167 code for a protein of 277 amino acids. The record is from RefSeq and is a predicted model, not a curated record. The transcript is spliced from 4 exons. Lineage: Eukaryota; Metazoa; Chordata; Actinopteri; Cyprinodontiformes; Poeciliidae.